Molecule: messenger RNA, 2855 nt
Organism: Dioscorea cayenensis subsp. rotundata (Guinea yam)
Lineage: Eukaryota; Viridiplantae; Streptophyta; Magnoliopsida; Dioscoreales; Dioscoreaceae
Product: probable helicase MAGATAMA 3
Exons: 20
Coding region: 47-2509 (820 amino acids)
Molecular function (GO): helicase activity
Source: RefSeq, a predicted model, not a curated record
ACCCCAGCUUGCGGGCUUGGGCGCCAUCAUCGGAAGAGGAGGCGCCAUGGCGGUGGAGAAGACGGUUGCGCCUCUGGGCUCCUCCGCUUCAAUCUCGCGCUUCCAAAGGAUCGUCCUCGCAUGGGACUAUCUCCGCCUCCUCCGUGACUCCACUAAGAAGGAUUCCAAGGAUAAAUCCCGUGACGGGCUUCAGAGAGUGAAGAACACGUAUAGAGACGUGGAGGACUAUAUCGGUGUGUUUGAGCCGCUGUUAUUCGAGGAGGUGAAGGCCCAGAUCGUCCAGGGAAAAGAUGAGGAUGAAGCGUUGGCAUGGGAGAAAGGUGCGGUGGAUAGCUGCACGGAGGCUGAUGAGUUCCAUAAGGUUUCGAUGGCAGUGCGUGAUGAGUUUCGGGAGGAGUUGUCCGAAAAUGAUCUCUUACUUCUCUCGAAGGAGAAGUUUCAAGAGGGUGCAUCACCAAGUACAUAUGCCUUCGCAAUAGUUGAGCAACGUGGUGGUAGGGAAAUGCUUACUCUUCGCGCAUUUCUUGCUGGGGAUGUGAAGGAAUUGAAUGGAAAUGAAGUUGAGCACUCCGCUAGGCUAUUGAAGAUGCUUGCUGUUCUUAAAAUUAGGGAGAGCUUCUUGUGGAUUCUAAAGAUUUGCAGUUUGUCAACCAUCAUGCGUGAAUAUGUGGCAAUGCAUUCAGUUACAUCCCUCCCCUUCAAGGACCUCAUAUUAUCAGCCACAGAUAAGCCUGGUUAUAAAAAUUCUGAAGAUCGUGCUUGGAAUAUUCCACAACCGCUCAUGGAAUUCUUUGAAAGUAAUCUCAAUGAUUCACAGUUAGAAGCCAUACAUGCAGGUCUUUCACGCAAACCUUUUGUUCUGAUACAGGGUCCUCCAGGAACAGGGAAAACACAAACUAUUCUUGGACUUCUUAGUGCUGUCCUUCAUGCAGCUCCUGCGAGAGUGCAAUCUGGGGGUGGAUCAUCCAUUGUGAAAUGUCAGCAGGAAAUGAACAUCCAGGACAAGUAUUAUCACUGGACGAAAGCAUCCCCAUGGUUGACAGGUGUUAACCCAAGAGAUAUGAUUAUGCCUAUUGAUGGUGAUGAUGGAUUUUUCCCCACUGGGAAUGAAUUGAAGCCGGAGGUUGUGAAGUCUAACCGCAAGUACAGGGCCCAUGUGCUAGUUUGUGCUCCAUCAAAUUCUGCAUUGGAUGAGAUUGUUUUGCGUGUUCUGCAGACAGGUAUUCAUGAUGAAAAUGAUCGAGUAUAUAAUCCCAAAAUUGUGAGAAUUGGUCUAAAGCCACAUCACUCUGUGCAAGCAGUUUCUAUUGAUUACCUUGUGGAACAAAAACUUGCUAGUGUGGAUCAAUCCUCUGGUGUCAAGAAACCUGGGUCUGGCAGAGCAGUCGAUCGUGAUCGAAUUCGUGCUUCUAUUCUUGAUGAAGCCGCUAUUGUUUUCUCCACUCUUAGUUUUAGUGGCUCAGCUUUAUUCAGUAGAAUGAAUCGUGUGUUUGAUAUUGUUAUCAUUGAUGAAGCUGCACAAGCUGUAGAACCAGCAACUCUUGUCCCUCUGGCUCACGGAUGCAGACAAGUAUUUCUUGUUGGUGAUCCUGUUCAACUGCCAGCUACUGUAAUUUCUUCUACUGCUGAGAAACUUGGGUAUGGAACGAGCUUGUUUAAGAGAUUUCAAGGAGCUGGCUUUCCUGUACAGAUGCUCAAAACACAGUACCGCAUGCAUCCUGAGAUAAGUAUCUUCCCGUCAAAAGAAUUUUAUGAUGGUUCUCUUGAAAAUGGAUCUUUGGUCGAAAGACAGACAAAACGUCAGUGGCAUGCCUAUCGUUGCUUUGGGCCAUUUUGUUUCUUUGAUAUUGAUGGAACAGAGUCCCAACCAUCUGGUAGUGGUUCUUGGGUGAACGAAGAAGAGGUCGACUUCAUAAUUCUCUUGUAUCAUAAAUUAGUGAACCAAUACACAGAGUUACGAUCCAGUUCUCAGCUGGCAAUUAUAUCUCCAUACCGAUAUCAAGUGAAGCUUUUGCGUGACCGUAUUCGUGAAAAUUUCGGGGAGCGCUCAGAUCACUUAGUAGAUAUUAAUACUGUCGAUGGUUUCCAGGGAAGGGAAAAAGAUGUUGCCAUUUUUUCUUGCGUGCGAGCAAACAAGGGCAAAGGUAUUGGUUUCGUAUCUGAUUUCCGGCGAAUGAAUGUGGGUAUAACCAGAGCAAGAUCCUCCGUCCUGGUUGUUGGUUCUGCGUCAACAUUGAUCCAAGAUGAUCACUGGAAGAACCUUGUGUCCAGUGCUAAAGAUCGAAAUUGUUACUUCAAGGUUACAAAACCUUAUGCCGCGUUUUUCAAUGACUCUAAUUUGGAGUCCUUCCGUGUAAAAUCAUCGGAAAUUAUGAAAGAAGAGAUGGUAAAAAAAAUGGAAGAGAAAAUGGUUGAAAUGAUAGACGUCGGAAAUGCAGGCGACGAGGAUGGAGGUGUUGAAGAAGAUGAUUUUCCAAUGGAUAUUGAUGAUGGAGGUCCGGAUGAAUAAACAUGAUAAUGCCCAAUUUUUGAAGAUUUUUCACAUGCAUGCUCUUUGCUAUUUAUUAUAAGGGCCAUGAGCUACAUUCUCAAAUAAGCAUUUUUUGUCUUUUUAUUUUAUUCUUUUGCCUAGAUAGCAAAUUUCAUAAACUAGGUGACUUUGAUUAAAGCUCAAUUGUAUAAGUUCAGACAUCAGGGUAGGACUGUAGCUUACUGCAUCUGCAACGCAGGGUUUGUUAGGAGGUAUUUAAUAAUUUAGGACUUCAAUUUAUGUAUAAUAAGAAUUUGGAGAUUAUUAGAUUUAAAGGUGUAUGCUUAAGAAUAUAAUUUGAUACCUUACUUUUUAAUAAGAAUGU